AGCGAGGAUCGAUUAGUACGGCAGAAGCCUUCGAAUAAUAAUCAUCCAUACUUAUUCACUGCUAAGUGUCUGUUGUUAAUAUGAUGCUUCGUUUUUCUUUAGCGAGCCUUGCCCUGUGGAGCAACAUUCUCCCUUUCGAACACGUUACAGCUUUCAGCCCUCUGGCUACAAAAGGACAUCAGAAACGUGCAUCGAUUGUAAACGGGUUGCAAAUGGCGUCGACUGCUUCGUCGGCCGAUACUUUGACCGUCACGCCAAUUAAAAGUUUGGAUGGGACUGUGACAUUGCCCGGAUCAAAAUCAUUGAGUAACCGUUGUCUUUUGCUCGCAGCUCUAUCAGAGGGAGAAACUCGUGUUGACAAUUUGCUAGAAAGUGAUGAUAUUCGUUACAUGCUUGAAGCGUUAGAUACGUUGAAAGUUCCUGUUGAGAAACAUUCCAGUGAAUCAGUCACCGUUAGCGGUCAAGCUGGGCCAAUCAACUCGCCAAUUCCACAAGAAAAUAUUGAUCUCUUUCUUGGAAAUGCAGGAACAGCUAUGCGACCACUGGCAGCUGCCUUGUGUAUGGGGCAGGGAAAAUUUGUGUUGGACGGCGUGCCUAGAAUGAGAGAGCGUCCUAUUGCUGACUUGAUUGACGGCCUUCAACAACUUGGAGCCGAAGUUACCUGCGUCGAAGAAACAGGUUGUCCUCCUGUUACCAUUAACGCUGAAGGUCUUAAAGGUGGAGAGGUACGUUUUGCUUCAAGAUGAAAACAAAUGAAUCGAAUCUUUGCGUUAGCAUGUUGAAGGUUGCUCGUAAUUAAAGUUUGCGCCGUUGAUCAAACUGAACGUUUCAUUUAUUCUUCAACUGGUCGCUUGCUUGAAAUGAAUUCUCCAUUCAUAGGCGUCGAUUAGCGGAAAAAUGUCGUCGCAAUUUCUGUCGUCGUUGCUUAUGGCCUCGCCUGUUGUCGACGGCGAUGUGGUAAUUAAGAUCAAGGACGAAUUGAUUUCAGCUCCAUAUGUAGCACUGACCAUUGGGCUGAUGAAGAAAUUUGGCGUCAAUGUAGAAAUCGAAGGCAGUAUGGAUGAACGACCGACUUUUAAAAUCGCGAAAUCUGAGAAGUACAUCAGUCCUGAGUCUAUCUUGGUCGAAGGCGAUGCUAGCUCGGCAAGUUAUUUCAUUGCUGGUGCAGCUAUUACAGGAGGAACAGUCACCGUUCGUGGAUGCGGAUCCGAGAGUGUCCAAGGUGAUGUCGCAUUCGCCGAUGUUAUGGAAAAGAUGGGGGCCACUGUUACUUGGGGGCCUGAAAGUAUCACCGUUACUCGUGAUCCAUCUGUUCAACUCAAGGGUGUCGAUGUUGACUGCGGAAAGAUCCCUGAUGCAGCCAUGACUCUGGCCGUUGCUGCCUUGUUUGCCGAAGGUCCGACGACCAUUAGGAAUGUGUACUCCUGGAGGCUCAAGGAGACUGAACGCAUGAAGGCUAUUGUUGCAGAAUGUACCAAGCUUGGUGCAAAAGUCGAAGAAUUCGAAGAUUACUGCAUCAUUCACCCUCCAGAAGGCAACAAGAUUAAUGACAAUGUUUUGAUUGAGACUUACGAUGAUCACCGAAUGGCCAUGACUUUCAGUCUGGCGGCAUGCGGGGGCGUCGAUGUAAUUAUCAAUGAUCCAGGAUGUACGGCCAAAACCUUCCCUACGUAUUUCGAUAUGCUUGAAAGCAUUGCGACACACUAAAUCAAUUACUUUUUCGAUGGAUGACAUAUGAAUAGCUACUUUCAUUAGCCUCUAACGAACCA
Pseudo-nitzschia multistriata is the source of this 1769-nucleotide messenger RNA. NCBI's taxonomy places the organism in Eukaryota, Bacillariophyta, Bacillariophyceae, Bacillariales, Bacillariaceae. The record is from the annotation of a GenBank genome assembly.